UCACCUGCACACACCAAACCAACACAUCAAUGCCGCCGAGCCGAAUGAACGGCGUAAUUGAUCUCUUCAUUGCGUACAAGCUGCUCCGCCCAGAUCAAUCUCCGCCGCGCCGCCGGCUCUUCCCGUAGGUAAUUGGACAAUGUGUCUGCAAGAAGCACAUAUGAACACGUGGACGAACAUCUAAGAUAUCAGUCUAUGUCCUUUUGCUGACCUCCAUCAAUGUAUUCGAGCACCAGGCAAUGCCGAGGACCUCUCAGUGUGGCCUCUCUCGCCUCGGCAUUGCCCCCAUACGACAGACCCCGAGACACCUCACAAUGUUUCUAUGCUCAAGAAAACUACGAAGCGACAGCAAUGUAAGAAAUGAGGAAGGCAAUCAGUGGGGUUUUGUUGCAGACGCUGACCUAAAUGCACGGAUUUCCCUCUCGAAAUUCAUGAUAUCCCAAUCCGACGGCGCCCUUCCUGCAAUCAAACAGGCAGCCAACGAGGGCGAUGCAUUCAAGGGAUGCUGGAGUGAGCCGCUCACCCCUCUGCAGCGACAGCAACACCGACUUUAUGGCUACUCUGGUGGUCCGUCGAAGUAGCCCUUCCUCCACCUGGUACAAGCAUCAGAUUCCACACAGCAAAGUGCAUGUAGGAGCUCCUCUUUCUCUGUUUACCACGCCGUAGGUCCCGUACCCUACCGCCAACCGGUCCACCCAAAUGAGCUCUGCACAUAAUGAGACAUGCAAGGAAUGAACUCGGAGGAACUCACGAUUGUUGUCAUUUAGAAAAGAGCUUACGGUGGGGCUGGAUUUGCUCCAAAAACACCGGCCCCACCCCAGCUGACGUGCCCUGGCGCGGCCUUUGGUUGUCCAGCUCCUCCGCUCGCCGCAGCAGCCGCGCCAUGGGGUCCAGGUCCUGCCAAACCUCCUCCUCAAACUCAUCCACUUCCUCCUCCUCUUCCUCCAGUGGCCGCCGCAGGAUGGCCUCCCGGCGCUCCAAAAUCCACCCCCGCAGCGCCUCGAUAGCCCCUCUUACGAGCUCUGCCGGGCGUGGGGCGCACCCCCUGGGUGGUGGGGGUGGGGGUGGCUGUGGGUCUGUGGCUGCGGCUGCGGCUGCGGCUGGUGGUGGUGGUGGUGGGGAUGGUAGCUGUGGGGCUGCCGUUGGUGAUGGGAGUGCAGGGCCGCUGGGUGGUGACGCACUGGGCGACGCAUUGGCACUGGCGCGUCGGUUCGUGUUGGUCAAGAUGCGGAACUCAGGCCUGGGGCGCGCUGAUGGGGGAGAGGGCAUUGGCGGCAUCGAUGACAUGGCCUCCUGUGGGGGCGGGCCAGGAGGCGGUGGGGGACGCUUCAUCAAGCCGAGCGACGGGGAGCUGUCCGGGGGUGGCGGGGCUGCAGCAGACGAUGCUGCCAUUGACAU
Messenger RNA from Vitrella brassicaformis, 1398 nucleotides. The record is from the annotation of a GenBank genome assembly. NCBI's taxonomy places the organism in Eukaryota, Vitrellaceae.